Molecule: messenger RNA, 4272 nt
Organism: Polyodon spathula (Mississippi paddlefish)
Lineage: Eukaryota; Metazoa; Chordata; Actinopteri; Acipenseriformes; Polyodontidae
Gene: foxo4
Product: forkhead box O4
Exons: 3
Coding region: 54-2000 (648 amino acids)
Biological process (GO): regulation of transcription by RNA polymerase II
Cellular component (GO): nucleus
Molecular function (GO): RNA polymerase II cis-regulatory region sequence-specific DNA binding; DNA-binding transcription factor activity, RNA polymerase II-specific
Source: RefSeq, a predicted model, not a curated record
AUAUAUAUAUAUAGGAAAAUUGCUCGCAUUCAAGAAAAAUAAAACAAAAAACUAUGGAGGAAGAGCAGACAAUCCCAGUUGAAAUCGACCCGGAUUUUGAGCCUCAGAGUCGCCCUAGAUCAUGCACCUGGCCUCUGCCUCGGCCAGACAUAUCCACUGUCAAACAGGAGGGGGGCGAUGGGGCGGAGUCGGCCGCAGGGACCCCUCCCACUGAGGAAGAGAAGCAGGAGCCUCUGCCAAUCAUUUCGGAGCCUGAAACAGUAGCAGUGCCUGAGGGCGGAGUUCAAGCGGGGGUGGGCGGAGCUACCCCGAGGAAAGGCUCCUCCCGCCGGAAUGCCUGGGGGAAUCAGUCCUAUGCAGAACUAAUUAGUCAAGCCAUCGAAAACUCCCCUGAAAAAAGACUGACCCUUGCCCAGAUAUAUGACUGGAUGGUCAAAACAGUGCCUUACUUCAAGGACAAAGGGGACAGCAACAGCUCCGCAGGAUGGAAGAACUCCAUCCGCCACAACCUGUCUCUGCACAACAAGUUCCUGCGCAUGCACAAUGAGUCGACCGGCAAGAGCUCCUGGUGGAUGCUGAACCCGGAGGGGGGGAAGACCGGCAAAUCCCCCAGGCGUCGCGCAGCCUCCAUGGACAACAGCAGCAAGCUCCUGAAGAGCCGAAUCCGUGCAGACAAGACUAAGAAGGCAGCCGCCGCUGCCGCAGCAGAGGGGCCUGGCGGGGGCGCGGACAGUCCCGGCGGAGGCUCCCAGCAUCAGUUCCCCAAGUGGGGCGUCAGCAGCAACAGUCCCUCGUCCCGCGGCAGUCUGGACGACCCCGAUAUCUGGACCAGCUUCCGGCCUCGCACCAGCUCCAACGCCAGCACCCUGAGCGGCCGGCUGUCCCCUAUCGCCCCCGGGCACGAGGACGACGAAGGCCUGGCCGAGGACGACCUCCACUCCACCCUGGCUACCUACUCGGCUACUAUCGUGCCUCCCACCCUCACUGAGACCCUGCUGGAGGAGCUGGAGCUCAUCGACGGCCUCAAUCUCAUAUCCUCUCAGCAGCAGCAGCACAGCAACAACAGCCCCUCCGCCAGCUCUGCCGGCACCACUGCCCUCCCCUCGGCCACCACCCUGCUCCCGAGGAGCGCCAGCUUCUCCUCCUAUCGGCAGCUCCAGCAGGACAAACAGGAGCAAGCUGCAGUAGCAGCGGCAGCAGCAGUGUCGGUGGCACAGGUGAUGCAGCAGAACAAAAAUGCAGGCAGCGCCACCGCCGCCAACUUUGGCAACUCUCUGUUCAAGCCCUCGCCCAGCCCUGCCGGCGCCAGCAGGGUGGGCGGGCGCUUCGGAGGCGGUGUGGGCAGGACUGAGCGCCUUCCCUCCAGCCUAGAGGUCCUCCUGACCUCCGACUCCCCGCCCCCCAGCGAUGUCAUGAUGACCCAGGUUGACCCCUUGAUGCCGAGCCAAAGUGCUGCCAACCUGCUGAUCCUGGAUGGCCAGCUGAGCCGAAAAGGGGCAGGGCAGCUGCAGCAGCUUUUAGGGAAGAGCCAGGAGCAGGGCUCCCUACUGACUAUGUCACUCCAGCAGCAGCAGCAACAAUUCCGAGCCCAGCUCGGGAAUUCUGUCCAGCAGCUAGGAUUGGGAAUGCUGGUCCCGGGAAUGGGCCAGGACUCUGCCCACCUGGCGGCUCUGAAGGCCCAGCUGGCCCAGGGUCCCGGCAGCUCCUCGGCGGGGUCGCUCCUGGGCGGGAUGCCCUCCUCGUCUGCUGGGGGGCUCCCUGGAAUGGGCCCCUUCGGAAGCUCCGGGUGCUUCCUCACAGGACAGGACAAGCUGCCCACCGACCUGGACAUUGACAUGUUCACGGAGAACCUGGACUGCGACGUGGAUUACAUCAUCAACAGCGACCUCAUGGACGGAGAGGGCAUGGACUUCAACUUCGACCCCAUCCUGAACACCAAUCCAAGCUACCCCAGCCCUGCCACCAGCCAGGCCUCCUCCCACAGCUGGGUUCCCAGUUAGUCCCUCAGCGCCCCUUGCAGGACUCUCAAGAGCAGGUCCCCAUGCAGGUCCUUCAUGCCGCUGUGCGGACUGGAAGCUGAGCUAACAGCCAUCGCAGCAGCUUCGGAAGGGUUACGAAGACACUUGGCCAUACAAAUCACUGCGCAAAUAUUUACAUAUGUAUAGUCCGGACCUCAUUUUUGUGCCAUGUGCCAACCAAAAAACGAAUUUCAACUUUCCUGAACACAUUUUCCUGAGAGAGUGACAGAGAGAGAGAGGUACUGUGCAGCCUGACACUCUGUGCUGCAGAGUGAACACUGUGUUUGUGUAUUCCCUCCUGCAUGUAUAUGGGGUGGAUGCCAGCAGCCUGCUGUUUUGACAGGUGGCUUGGUACAUGAUGGUUACAGUUGGCAUUGCCGGCAUGCUGAGGCACUAGCCUGCUGCUACUUAAAUGAGUUUGCUGGUCUGUGCAAACAAGGCAGCGGCCCAGCUUGUGUUUAAUCAGUGCAGAUUGGGAGGAGGGGUCAUUCAGCGGGGAGUGCUUUUGUUUGUGCUCUUUCAGUCGUGUGUUUGUUUUAUUCCGUAUAUUAUUUUCAUUGUUUAAAAUAGGUGGUACGAUUUUGGGUGUCUUUUAAAUAUGCCGACAUUUAUAAAUAAAGAAGCCCACCGAUCCUUUCCCGUGGGAAGAAACUAAACGGAACAGAACAAAGCCUUUGCUGUUCUCUCCCUGUUCAUUUUGAGUGCGGUGUUGGCGCACCAAGGCAUAGCAACCGAUUCAGCAGCAGGCUGCAGUAUGGAGCACAAUAGGUGUCCUUUAGAUACACAACAUCGCAGAAUAGACUGGUCUGUACAAACAAUAAAAUAAUCUAUUCUGGAAUGCAACACGGUGAGUUCUAGAGCAUUCGGGAAUACUGUUCUAGAACUCCUCCGAUGAUCUUUUUGCAAUUUGAAAAAAAAAAAAAAAUUGAAAUUGCUUUUGUUCCUUGUAAAGGGCAACAUGUAAAUAGCUUUAUAAACCCAAGUCUUUAAAAAGAAGAAAAGGUACCGUUCACUUUAACAUUAUUUUCUACGUAUUUUCUAAGCGAAUCAGGCAGCCCAUUGUCACCCUUAUUCCACAAGGGUGAGGCUGGAGCUGGGUUUUAAAUAAUGGCUUGUUUUCUAUUCUUGAAAUGAUUUAUUUUCCGUGUGCUAACCUUAUUUUGUAAGAAAUGACUUCAGUACGUGAAACAAGUAUUUUUGAUGAUAGUAUAAUCAAGAUUGAGGUAAACUAGCUAAAUAUUGCAUUUAAAGAGAUUAUAAAUUUAUAUUAAAUAUAUACACUAAAACGGGCAGAGAGAGCUAACAGUCUUAGCCCAUUGGUAACGGUAGUUUUCUAUAUAUUCUUUUAUUUUGUAAAAGAUAAAAUCAAUGUAGAUUUGUACAUAACCAAACGAACACUAAUUUGACUGUGUACAGAAUAGGAACAAAACAGAGAAAAGUAUUUCAGCAUCAAUAAGCUUACAAUUGCUUAAAAACAAAUGCAUAAAAAAAAAAAAUAAGCAGGUUUUCAGAGUGAACUUGAAGGUUGGAGCAGCGAGAUCGCUUUGUUAAUAUUACCAGGAGAGCCUAUGGUUGACCCAAUCUUACGAAGCGUUUGUGUUUGAAAUGUGCACAAACUUGCAUCAUCAGGGACAUGCGCAAAAAUUUAAAAAAGCAAAUAUGUUUUGGGUGCAUCGAUUACUAAAGCAACAAGAUCAUUUGAAUAUAUGCAUAAUGCGUGUCUGUAAAACAUUUUAAAAAGGAAUGAUAGAAAAAGCCCAUGCAUUUUUUGUUCAGUCAAUGUAAUGAAACGGUGGGUUGCAGUUCUGUGCUGUGAUUCUUCAGAUGAACCUGUCAUUAAGUUUACACGUCUCUGAAUGGCUGCACUGGUGCUAUGAGUGUGAUUCAAUCCAGGUCUGAAGAUGCAAGUAUCGCCUAAGUGUUACUGUAGCCUGAAGGGCCUCCUUGAGAAAGCAUGAGCGACUGUGUAGGACUGCAGGCCACUUACUGACCCACAAUACCAGUGUCAUUCACAUCUCUGUACAGAGCAUGUGUUGGGUUUCAUAGGUCAUCAAGCGCUCCUCUCAGCUGCUUCAUUUUGAAGCGAUUUCCAUCACGCCAACCUGUUUGAAAUCUGCUUAAGCGUGAUCUAGCCAUUAACUCUCAGGGUGCUUACAAAGGAAAAACAUUGGCUGGUUAUGAGGAGGAGGAUGAUAAUAAUACAAAAAAAUAUUCAUCUUUCCUAUAUAUUGUUUUACAAAAACAAAACAGCUUG